Molecule: messenger RNA, 1023 nt
Organism: Zasmidium cellare ATCC 36951
Lineage: Eukaryota; Fungi; Ascomycota; Dothideomycetes; Mycosphaerellales; Mycosphaerellaceae
Exons: 2
Coding region: 1-1023 (340 amino acids)
Molecular function (GO): protein binding
Source: RefSeq, a predicted model, not a curated record
AUGGCGUUGGACGACGAUGUGGAGAUGAUUGAUGUCAGCGAGCUCGACAGCGACGGAGACAUCAAGAUGAUUAGCCCUGUCAGGCCUGUGGCUCCAAAGACUACCGUCCCAAGAGCCGCCGCUCCUAGUGCUAGCGGCCCCAGUGCUAUUACUUCCAGGACUGCCGCCUCCACUUCCAGGACUGCCAACGUGAGUGAUACCACUUUCAGAACUGCCGCCGCCAAUGCCACCGCUUCCAGGGCUACAGCCUCCAUUGCCAAUGCUUCGAGGACCACCGCUUCCAACAAUCCCACUACUUCGAGGACCGCCGCCUCAAAUGCUACCUCCUCCAGGACUGCUGCUACACAAACCACAGCUGCUAGAGCCGCCGCUCCAAAUUCUCGAACUCCAGCUGCCACUUCCAGACAACCAGUGGAGCGAGCCCUGAGAUCCGGAGGCCAGCUCAAGAAAGCAAGCCACAGGGUCCUGAAUAACGCAAAGCUGCUCGAGAAGAUCUUCGCCAAAUUACCCAUGAUAUCGCUCUUUAAGAUUCAGCGGACCUCGAAGACUUUCCGCAAGACUAUCAAGGAGUCUGAUGCGUGUCAGAAGAAGAUGUCCCUCCGCAGGGACCCGAGUAUCAGCGGCGUCGUCGAAAGCAUCCAUCUCGCGAAGCAUUCGGGCCUCGAUUGCGAAUUCCGGAGAGAGUACGACGUCGAGCAGGCGGCUUCAGUCACGCAUAAGUGCAUCAAGCUGGCAAGCCGGGAGGCGUCUUGGCGCAAGAUGUUGGUCCACCGAUCAAAUAUCGGUCUCGUCGUCUCGAAGGUGACGAUGCUUUACCGUCAUUCUCACCAACGUGCUUGGAACAAGACUGCCAAGUGCAAGACGCAUGACGGUAACUUCACCCUUGGCGAACUUCUCGAUGCGGUGGAAGCGGUGCUCAAUGGAUAUUGGGACUGGAGAAUCAAAGGCACGAAGCUGCCGAACCAGAUGAGGGACGUUAUUUAUCAGCCUCCAAAACCUGGUCAAGGCGUCAUUCGUCUUUAG